This is a messenger RNA of Perkinsus marinus ATCC 50983, 3224 nucleotides long. RefSeq lists its product as hypothetical. The record is from RefSeq and is a predicted model, not a curated record. Gene Ontology annotation, biological process: protein ubiquitination; rescue of stalled cytosolic ribosome. The transcript has 23 exons. The annotation marks the transcript as partial. Gene Ontology annotation, molecular function: ribosome binding; ubiquitin protein ligase activity. Lineage: Eukaryota; Perkinsozoa; Perkinsida; Perkinsidae.
GGCAAGGGUAAAGGCCGAGAUGAUAGGGACCGAUAUGAUCCUGAUUAUGAUAGGGGGGAGUCUAGUAGGAAGAAGGGCGGCGGAACACAGAAGAUCGAUAUGCCCCCACCACUAUCCUUCGCCGGCAGUCUAGUCCUACACGAACCUAUCAAGGCCGACAGUAUCGAUAAGAUAGAUGAGGAAUGCUCAUUAUGCAUGGAGAAGCUAAUCUAUGUAGCAGUUGGACAUUGUGGUCAUCACAGUAUAUGUUGGCUGUGUGCAUUGCGCCUUCGAUGGUUGUUGAAUGACCGUUCCUGCCCUAUGUGCAAGGAAGAACUCGACACUCUAGUAUUGGUACACCGAGAUCAAUACGAUCCUAGCCUUUCAAUCAAUGACCUUAUUGCAUCUAAGAAGAGGUUAGUUAUCAGGGAUAAGGAACAAGUCGAUAUCUACUAUGGUGACAAAAGGAUCCAGAAAAUAUUCCACAUGAUAAGACAGUAUCGCUGUGGGUUCUGUACCAGCUGGGAUGUAUAUGAGGUCCCUCAGGCAUUCCAUACUCUAGGAGAUCUUCGUACACAUCUUCGGAAGCAACAUUCCCGAGACUUCUGUACAAUAUGCCUCAAUGAGAGAGAUGUCUUCAUACUAGAGCAAUAUCUAUACACCACGCUCAACCAUGGAGCUGAUAUCGAUCGUCACUGUCGUCACGGAGAUCCUGAUCUAAGACCACCCGUGGACAAUCAUCCUUCCUGUGACUUCUGCAACCCCUCAGGGAGGAAUGAUCACCGUUUCUACUCGGCUGAUCAGCUUAAGACCCAUAUGAGGAAGAAUCAUUUUACCUGUCAUCUCUGUGAGAGCAUGGGAUGGCGUAAUGAGUAUUACAAGGAUUACUUUGCAUUAUACGCUCAUUUCUCGGCCGCCCAUUACCCCUGUGAACAUAAUGAUUGUCUAGCCAAGAGGUUUGUGGUAUUCAAGACAGACGAUGACCUCAAGAUACAUGAGGUUACCGAGCAUACCAAUUUCGGAGUGAUGUCCCGAGCUGAGAAGAGGGCCAACCUACGGUUAGACCUCGGUACCAGUGGUGGGAGAUCUCGCAAGCCUGGUCAGCGCGAUGACAAUCCCAAUCCGGAUACUGCUGAGAACUACAAUGUUAAAUUCUGCAAGCCCCCAAGACAGUUCUACAAUGGCCCCGAUGAGAGCACUGCCUUGGGUCAGGAGUAUGCUGCUCUCAAUGCUGUGACUUCUGAUGAGGAAGAUGACCAGAAUGAGGCAUCUGAUCCUAAGAGGAUCAAGAAGCGAUAUCCCUCUCGAAAGGACGGCCAUAGGUAUGACCCUAACUGGCAUGGGGAGAUCCCUGAACCCUCUUUGCCCAAGCCUCGGACAUGCUCCAUCAUCGAUGCGGACAACACUGCUUUACCUAAUGCUGCUCCUGGUGGCAUUAUCUCUGAUAGGCAAGAGGGACCCGCGGUAGCUGAUGAGGAAGAGGAGGAAGAAGACCUUAUGGAACGUGGGAGGAGGGUCCUGAUUCUCGAGGCAGUAAGGAUUAUAGAAACCGAUCCAGAUGGGUUGGGCCGAGUCAAUGGGGUUCUAUUCAAGAACAAGAACGCAGAAUUGAUGAAGGCAUGUAGGGUGGCUCUUGGUGAUAUCAACUUACACCAUCUUAAGGAUGCGGCCAUGGAAAUGCGGAAAGAGCAGAGCGACGAGGCCUUGGAUUACUUCGUAGAGACAGCGGCUGAGGUGUUCAGCCUAGCUGAGGGUGGUAUGCAGAAGGGAGCCCAGCUGUGUGCAGCAAUGGUACUUCUAUUACCGAUCAAGGGUCUAAGAGAUAGGCUCGUUGAGCGUAUGCAAGUGUAUGGUGGUGAUGCUAUACUAGAAUCCACUAGGUUGGAACACGAGCGACAGGCCCGGAGUAUAUCUCCACAACCCCGUAGCACGGCUAGUGUGACUAGCAGGGGCUCAUCUCAGCCUCCUACAGUGAAAUUACCUGAUACUCCGGUUCCCAUCCCUGAUGGUCUACUUGCCGGCCCUCAUAAACGACCAAGCUUCAUUAAAGCACUGAUGGCAGUGUUAGAUGCUGAUCUCGGCGAAGUGGACGAGGUCAUACCUCCCAAACAAUACACUAAAUUGGUGCAGAGUGUGCAGCAGAUCGAUGGUAUACAGACGGAUACUCUCGCAGAGAUGAGGAAUCAGUUGCUAGCUGUGGUUGGAUCCAGAAAGGACCUAUCCUGGGCCAAUGCCGAAAUGGUUAUUGGUCUGCGUCCCCUAGCAUACCGUUUACUAACCCCUCGGCCCACUGUGCCGACGAGUAGUGAUGAGGAGGUGGAAGAGGAAUAUGAGUAUCGGGAUCCUAGCCGUCGUAGGGAGGCAGAGGAGGCUGCUGCAGCAUCAGCAGCUGAACUGCAGAAGGGCUGGGAUGAGUUUGUACAGCAGGCAAGGAGGGUCCUCCAUGAGCGAUUCAACAUGCUGGAACUCUGCUAUAUGUCUACAUACAUUCAUCUAGCGGCAGGUAGACUACAGAGUAGAGGUAUUGAGAGGGGGGUCGAUGAUCGAUACUCCUACCAGGAGUUCCCCCUAUUACCUGGCACUAAGCCUAUAGUUCGUACCACCUACAAUGGACAGCAACCUCGGACCAAGGGAGGAGGAGGAGGAAACUACCCUACACUGUCCGCUGCCCAUGCCAUCACAUCUAGUAGUUCAUCAUCAUCAUCUUCCAACACUAGACAGCAGGGUCUCUGGGCUACUCGGAAUCCAGCCCGAUUGGCGGAUCCUGAGGCCUUCCCUGAGCUGCCUAAGAUACAACCAAAGCCUAAGUCAUCGCAAUGGAACGCUGGUGGUAAGGCUAGGAAGGACAUAGAAAGGAUGAAAGGCCUCGAGAGAAGAUACCCUUUGCUCGUCCGACCUACCAAGAAUGCACCCAAGCAGUCCCAUGAGCCGGAGCUCCCAGGCUGGAAGUGUCCCCACUCUGCUUGUAAAGAAGGGAGGACCUUCCGGGGGAGGUGGUGGUAGUGGGGGCAGCAAGGGAGGCAAGAGGAAGAAGGCUAAUGCAGCUGAUAAGGCCAUGGGCAGAUUCUGAUGAAACAACUCUCGAGUCAUAAGAACUUUACAAGUCUAUGGAGGCCGCUAGUACGACCAUUGACUUGCACAAGUGAUGAUAACUAUCGUCAUUAUUGCUUUGUAUCUUCUACCACUGUUAUCAUCAUAGUUACUGUUGCUUAUGAUACUACUCUAUCGUCGCGUUAUACGUUAUA